AUGUGUGUGCCCGCCUCCAGCACGCCGUGCACACUAGCCAAUGAGAGCCGGAGGCAGGUUGAUUGUCAGCAUGCUGUACCUAUGAAGAGGAAGUGCGUCACACCUGCCAAGGAAUUCCUCGUUCUGCCAAAGUCCAGCAAGGAGGCCCUAGUCCCGCCCCCCGCUCCGGAGAGGUCGCCUUCCCUGACGGGCGUGAGCACAAACCUAUCGGAGGGCGAGACGGCCGGUGGGAGGGCGGCAGGGCCCGUCCCGCGCCCAAUCAGCGGGCGGCGCUGCCGGAGCGGCGGGCGCGGCACCGAGCCGGGGGCGGGGCGAGCAUCGCUCCCGCAGGCGGUGCUGGCGGCGCAGCGGCGGGGAGAGGACGUGGAGACCUCCAAGAAGUGGGCAGCAGGCCAAAACAAACAACACUUCAUCACAAAGAACACAGCCAAGCUCGACCGAGAGACAGAAGAGCUGCACCAUGACAGAGUUCCCCUGGAGGUGGGCAAAGUAAUCCAGCAGGGUCGGCAGAGCAAGGGCAUGACACAGAAGGACUUGGCCACAAAAAUCAAUGAAAAACCACAAGUCAUUGCUGACUACGAAUCAGGAAGAGCAAUCCCCAAUAACCAGGUUAUGGGCAAGAUUGAAAGAGCCAUUGGCCUUAAACUGCGUGGGAAGGAUAUUGGAAAACCGCUCGAAACUGGCCCCAAAGGGAAAUGACAACAAAGCCUCGAAAUCAGUUUGCUCAGACUGAUCUCGUCUGGCUGGUUCUUCCUAACCACCGGAAUCUCUCUUCAUAUUGCCAAGCUGAACAAGAGGGUUUCAGACUUGCUUUGGGGGGGAAAUCUGCAGAAUCUGUACCUGCUGUAAAAAGGCAACCUUAAAGAAGCGAUUGUCCUGAUUUUGUUUUUUCCUUCCUCCUUUUCAGAGAUUGAUGAACUAAACCUCCCCAGCCCUCCCCCCCCCAAAAAAAAAUACUGCAUCUAAUUUGCCAGAAAACACGUACGUCUUGGUGUUUAGAAGCAGCUAAUGUUAAGAUACUUGGAGCUGUCUGAAAUGUGAUCAUUUGAUUGGAGCAAUUUUGGGGAAGGGUGGGAUAUAUUAUAAAUAACUUGGGAGAGUUGAGGUUUGAUCAGUGUCUGCAUUUGAAAUGAUGACUAAGUCACUGCAUUGCAAUGACAUUUUUGUUCCUUCCAGCCUGUUUUAAAGAGAUCUAUAAUAAAGUUUGAUACCCUUCAGUUGCA
Molecule: messenger RNA, 1223 nt
Organism: Meleagris gallopavo (turkey)
Lineage: Eukaryota; Metazoa; Chordata; Aves; Galliformes; Phasianidae
Source: RefSeq, a predicted model, not a curated record